ACCGCUCACGGUCAUUUCAAAAUGGAGUUUGGUCCGUUCGUAAGUGAACAUUUAAAAACACAAAACGCUGAGGUUGAUAAACAUCGCGAUGAACAAGAGAAGACAGUAGAUAAUGCUUCUCCCGACAAAGAUUUUUUUGGUCCUAAGUUACCGCCUAACUUAAUGAAUAGGUCAGUAAUUGGACCUUCGUUACCUUUAAAAUACCCGACAGAAAAAAAUGCUUUAUGUGAGGAAAUAUUGGAGCAAGAUAUCAUUGGACCACAGUUACCUUGUCUAAAUGAGGAUGAUUCCUUUAUCACAAGAUGUAAAGCAGAUAUUGAAGCUCGGGCUAAAGAAAAGAAAUUGAAACUGACAACACAUGAUGACAACAAGGAUGGUGAAAUUGUUCGUGAAGAAUGGAUGACGCAACUUCCACCAGAAUUGGGAAAGAACUUUGGUCUUGGUGCAAGAAAGUUUAGAAGUAAGGAAGUCAAUGUUGGUGAUAGAUCUGUUUGGACUAAUACUCCAUCACAAAGUGGUAAAAAAGGCAAUAGCAAUCAGAUGAAACCACUUGUUCAAAAUAGCGAAGCAAAAAAGCGGCAGCAUGACAUUGAAAAAUAUGUCUGUGAGCAUAAUAAACAAUAUCGGUCUGAAUCUUUGCUCGAUCUUCAUCAAAAAAACAGGAAAAAGGAAAAGAAAAAUAAAAAAAAACUUGAGCGAAGGCCUUUUGAUCGUGAUGUAGAUAUGGGAACGACACAAAUGAAUCCAACUCAUAGAAAAUCGUUAGUUAAACACUCCACAGACUUUAAUUUUAAAUUCGAGCAUUCAAAACAAGAUCCAUCGUAUUUAUAAGUUGGCAAAAUAACUGAAACAUAUUUUAAAGAACACAAGUUUUUUGAGUUACAUCCGCAUAUCGCUAUUAUUAGCAAUUAUAAUCAUGGCACCAUGCAUUAUCGUUGAAUAAUGUGCUUGUGAUUUUCUGGAAAUAUCCAUAUGAUAUAUCAAUCAGUGCAUCCUGGAAGGUGAUGCUGUAGACGGCAGUUAAAUUUAAGAUGCACUUUUUGCUAAUAUUAGUUGUCUUGCAUAUUAUAGAUUUUUUAAAAUAUAGUCUUGACUUAGCUUAAUCUCUUACUACAAUUUGAGAUCACAAUA
Xenia sp. Carnegie-2017 is the source of this 1131-nucleotide messenger RNA. RefSeq names its product GPALPP motifs-containing protein 1-like. Bases 22 to 831 code for a protein of 269 amino acids. The transcript has 8 exons. The record is from RefSeq and is a predicted model, not a curated record. NCBI's taxonomy places the organism in Eukaryota, Metazoa, Cnidaria, Anthozoa, Malacalcyonacea, Xeniidae.